AAUACGGCACGUGACCUAAUCAAUAAUAUAAAAGAUUUAGUCUUAAGCCUCAAAUUAAACUCGAUUAUCUCGAGGAUUGAAAGCUCCUGUAAUUAGUGUGGCUUAUAAUCGAAUUUAACUUUCGUCGAUUGUAUGCUACUUUACUCUUAAUUUAGCCGUACCUCGAAUAAUGAUAAUUAAGAGAGUGAAUUUUAUAUACUACGUAAAAGUUACUUUUCUUCUCUUGUGCAAAAUAUGACUAAUUUGUUCCACUAACAUUCAAAUCGUACAUAACAUAUUCUUCCGCCAACGCGCAUUUUGAUCACGACACGUGGCAAUUGUUCCUCUAAUCACAAUCAUAACAUACACAGUGAUAGCCCUACUCCGACCCGUGUACCUAUAGGUGUACAGUUCUCAUAUAUUGUGUCAAGGCGAGAGAGCAAACGGGAGAACGAAAGGCACAGAGGUACGGAGCCGAGAAUACGAGAGGAUAAAACAGUCUGUAACAUAUGUGUGUGCGUGUGUGUAUCUGAAUAAGAAUAGCCGUAAAAUCAUUUCCGUUUCCCCUUCUGUCUCGUCACCGACCAUGUGAGUCCCAACGUUGGGUUUGGUAGGCAAACGGGGAGUCUUCACGUUGGACCGGUGACGGUAUGUUUGUGACGUGGUCCCAACUGGCUCUCAUAUGCUCCUUUUUCUUGCUGCUGGACGUAUUCACCAGGAUCAACCGACUUCUGCGGUCGUUGUGCGCAUAUCUCGAUCGGGAUCGUUCGUCUCGGAGAUACGUGUCCAUGUUUCAGUUAAGUGUUCGAUCAGCCAAGAGGCUCACAAAGCUGAAUGGAUACUUUGGUGCCGUUGCUUCUGACAACUCGGGGUUUAUCUACAUUAUGGCUUCUCUUGUUACUACCACCUGCCUUCGGAAGAGCUGACAGCACAGGACCUACGGCGGAAAUUGUUUUUAUGGGAUAUGCGAAAAUGGAUCAGAAAGGAAAUGGUCUCCAUCUCCGAACGUUUUCCAGAGCUUUCAUAAUUGACGAUGGUAUGGAAAGAUUCGUGUUCGUGAGCGUGGAUAGCGCGAUGAUAGGAAACGACAUCCGACAGGAGGUAUUGCGCAAAUUGCAUAUCCAAUUUGGCGACAUGUACACGGAGAGGAACGUGAUGAUUAGCAGCACGCACACACACUCGAGCCCGGGUGGUUUCAUGCUUGACGUGCUUUUCGAUUUGACCACAUUCGGCUUCGUCCGGGAAUCGUUCGACGCCAUCGUCAAUGGUAUCACGAAGAGCAUCGAACGUGCUCACGAUGCCGUUGUGCCUGGAAGGAUCCUCGUUACUCACGGUCAAGUUUUAGACGCUAAUAUUAAUAGGAGUCCGCAGGCGUAUCGCAACAACCCGAAAUCAGAAAGAGAUAAAUACGAGCAUGACGUAGACAAAAUACUAACACAGAUGCAAUUUAUCGGAGCAGACGAUAAGCCUCUCGGCGUCAUAAAUUGGUUCGCCGUACAUCCGACUAGCAUGAACAAUACCAAUCGCCUAGUUUCCAGCGACAAUAUGGGCUAUGCUUCAAUUCUCUUUGAGAAAAUGAUGAGUAAUAAUACCACGAUCGGCAAGGGACAGUUCGUGGCAGCCUUCGCCUCGACCAACCUCGGUGACGUUUCGCCAAACACACGUGGUCCCAAGUGUGAAUUCUCUGGGAAGAAAUGCUCCGACCAGUAUACGUGUUCCGGAAAAAAGGAGAUGUGCUUCGCUUCCGGUCCUGGCGAGAAUAUGUUCGAGAGCACGAGCAUCAUCGCUCACAAGAUUUACCAGGAGGCCGCGAAAUUAUGGAGAAGCGACAAAGCAAUGGAAGUGGCCGGACCAGUGCGAGUGGUUCACCAAUACGUUAAUAUGCCGGAACAGUCCGCGGAAUUCUACAACGAGACAACGGGCAAGCUCGAGGAGGUUCACGGCUGCACGCCUGCAAUGGGCUACAGUUUCGCAGCUGGCACCACCGACGGACCAGGUUCGUUCUCUUUUGAGCAGGGGACAACAACGUCAAAUCCUUUCUGGAAUACCGUACGAAACUUUCUGGCCUCCCCGACGAAAGACGAUAUUCGCUGCCAGGGCGCGAAACCUAUUUUGCUAGCCACCGGACGGAUGAAGCUACCCUAUCAAUGGCAGCCGAAUAUCGUUUCGACUCAAGUAGCCAUAAUUGGAAACGUCGUCAUCGCCGGAGUACCCGCUGAAUUCACGACAAUGUCCGGAAGAAGAUUGCGAGAGACUAUCAAAAAAGUCAUGAAUGAUGCGUCCGACGAAACAUCCGUAAUAGUCGCAGGGCUCUGCAAUACUUACAGCGAUUACGUAACAACGCCCGAGGAAUAUCAAAUACAGAGGUACGAAGGCGCAUCAACGAUAUAUGGCCCGCAUACGCUUACAAUCUAUUUGAGACAAUACCAGGAGCUGGUACAAGCAGCUAUUCAAAAAAAAUCUGUUUCACCGGGACCACCAGCUUCGAAAUUGCUGCAAAGCAAUCUGAUUACUCUCGUACCCCCCGUGUUGUAUGACACUCCGAGAUGGGGACGUAACUUCGGCGAUGUGAUCCAACAGCCAUCGAAAUUCGUUUUGCCAGGUGACACGGUUACGGCAAUCUUUGUCUCCGGGCAUCCGCGUAAUAAUUUAAUGACGGAUAGCACUUUCUUAACUGUGGAACGAUUAGAAGACGAUGAAGUUUGGUUGCCAGUAGCCACAGACGCUGAUUGGGAGACCAAAUUUCAAUGGACUAGAACUUCCGUGAUAUUGGGAUCGAGUCAAGUGACCAUUACAUGGGAAAUCCCACAGGACGUUAAACCGGGCGAAUAUCGCAUUAAGCAUAACGGUUACUACCGUUAUAUCCUUGGUGGCGUGUAUCCUUACUAUGGUGUCACCAAUCAUUUUCAAGUGGAAGUUCCUGCACUACACAACAUCCAUAAACGUUAUUAUGGAUAACCACAUGAUACCUUACCGUCCCAUGUGCUUUCUUAGCCGAUAAGGAAAUCAUUACGCUUAAUUUACUAUCGAAUCAAUUUCGUCAUGUAAUUGACGUAUGUGUAAAUAGAUAUUCUAUUUUGAUUAAAUGGCGGAUAUGAACGAG
Formica exsecta is the source of this 3082-nucleotide messenger RNA. RefSeq names its product neutral ceramidase (gene CDase). Gene Ontology annotation, cellular component: extracellular region. Gene Ontology annotation, molecular function: N-acylsphingosine amidohydrolase activity. Gene Ontology annotation, biological process: sphingosine biosynthetic process; ceramide catabolic process; long-chain fatty acid biosynthetic process. NCBI's taxonomy places the organism in Eukaryota, Metazoa, Arthropoda, Insecta, Hymenoptera, Formicidae. The record is from RefSeq and is a predicted model, not a curated record.